Messenger RNA from Diprion similis, 1281 nucleotides. Its product is annotated as cell division cycle protein 123 homolog. Gene Ontology annotation, cellular component: cytoplasm. Lineage: Eukaryota; Metazoa; Arthropoda; Insecta; Hymenoptera; Diprionidae. The record is from RefSeq and is a predicted model, not a curated record. The transcript is spliced from 6 exons. Bases 25 to 1011 code for a protein of 328 amino acids.
UGAUCCGAAAACUCUUCCAAUUCUAUGAGAGAUUGUGUACAGAUGAAGAUGAGUGCCGAGUGUUCGUUUAGCAUUUGGUACCCGUUGUUCGGCAAAGAGUCACUGGAGGCUGCCUCCGUCCCGAUACCAGACGAGGUUAUGGCAUACCUCGAGCAUGGCUCCUUUCGAUUACCCAUAGAGGCGCGAAAUGAUUCGAAAUCAUGCGGCUCGAAAUGGUCCGACGGUACUUUGGUACUGCCGAAUGACAACGACGACGUUCACCUAGGCGAAGCACAAUCGACCAACGAUUUAAACCAGCCGUCUUAUCCAAUGUUUAGCAAUCAAAUUAAGGAUGUCCUGAACGAAUUUGGCGCAGUGUUUAUUAAAUUGAACUGGAGCGCACCUUUGGAUGCAGCAUGGGUCGCCCCUACAAAAACAUUGAGAUGCACAACCUUGGAGGAAGUCUAUCUAUUACUCAAAAGUUCAGAUCGAUUGGUAAAAGACCUGAAUCAGCUGCAAUCCUUAAAGAAUAACAAGGUGAAUGUGCCACCCUGCCUGGUCUUGAAGAAAUGGCGCGAAAUAAAUCCCUGUACAGAGUUUCGAUGCUUUGUGAUGAAUGGCGAGCUUGUUGGAAUAUGUCAGCGGGACCUAUCGCAAUAUUAUCUGUAUAUCGAAACGGAGAAGUAUGACAUACGUCAAGAUAUAAAGAGUUUAUUCCAUGAACGGAUAAAGAAAAGAUUUGUAUCUCUGACAAAUUAUGUAUUUGACGUGAUUCGUCAUAAAAAAGAUCAUGUUAAAAUAAUCGAUUUUAGUCCGUACGUCCCAGGUAGCACAAAAACCCUACUAUUCAUGAAGGAAGAACUUGACGGACCCAUUGUCAAUCCCCCAGAGUUUCGCCUUAUUGGCGAAAAUGUGGCAAUUCAACCUAAUGACGCAAGCAUCUUUUGCAUUCCAACAGAAAUCAACGAGUUCUAUCAGACCAACAGUUCACAGUCUAUGAUGGAUAUCAUUCAGCAAAGUAUGGUCAUGUAACAUGUUAACUAACUAAACGAGCUAAACAGCUGUUGAUCUCAACAGGAAGUUCAUAAUCAGAAUGAACCGUUUUGAAAUGAGUCAACAUCCAAAUCGAUCUACUGACGAGGAUUGCCAGUGAUGGAAGUAUGAAAAUUUUGCCCAUAAUUACUAUUUUCAUGUAAAGUGCAAUUACUUACCCAUUAUAUUAUCAAUUACAGGUAAAUGUCACGAUGACUAUUUGUUAAUGCCGCUGCCUGCCACCUUAUCUCUUAUAAAUUUCCACUCUGC